Messenger RNA from Prunus armeniaca (apricot), 231 nucleotides. The record is from the annotation of a GenBank genome assembly. Lineage: Eukaryota; Viridiplantae; Streptophyta; Magnoliopsida; Rosales; Rosaceae.
AUGGAAGAUUUUAGGAGAUGCUUGGAGAGGCAAGAGAGAGAAACAAAUGAGAGAAGUCGUAAAGCAGAUGAAAGAAAUAUGUUGCAGAGAGAAGAAGAUGAACAAGUUGUCAUAGCAGUGGCUUUGCUUGAUGAAGAGAACCAAGGUCGCCGACGUGGUUCACAAGUCGGCCGUCGCCGGAAUAUAAUAGAAAUGCAAUUAACCUUACAAAUAUAUUGGAUAUGCAAGUAA